Molecule: messenger RNA, 1533 nt
Organism: Corticium candelabrum
Lineage: Eukaryota; Metazoa; Porifera; Homoscleromorpha; Homosclerophorida; Plakinidae
Exons: 1
Coding region: 15-1247 (410 amino acids)
Biological process (GO): intracellular signal transduction; protein polyubiquitination
Molecular function (GO): protein binding
Source: RefSeq, a predicted model, not a curated record
AGGGCGUAUCCACUAUGGCAUUUUUCAACUGUUUCUCUCGAAAAGCAAAGACAUCUGCAACUAAGGCCAAACAUUCCAGAGGUACUCCAUCUAUUCAUCGAGACUUUCCUGGCUUUUCAGCUCGUCCAUGCUACCCACUGUCUUGUAUCUGCUGUCUGACCCACGACAUGGAUGUGUGGAGCUGCAGCUUUGCACCCUACGAUGACUCCGUAUUGGUAGCAUGCGGCGACGGUCUAAUCGGUUUUUGGAACUUGACAACCCAGUCUCCAAUAAAAGUGAUGAAUGGUGAACCAGGAUUCUCCACCGCCUCGUUCUCUCCCGACGGUCAAAACCUCGCUUUCGCUUUCGGUGAUAAUCUUGUCCGCGUCACUACCGUUGAACGCGGCACAUCGAAGUCGAAGACGUUGAAGAAAGCGCACGAUUUGGUGUUCGGCAACUUUGUGAGGAGCUGCAUCUACUCUCCUACUCAACCUUCGGAACGUCUCGCUUCGGUGUCGUGGGAUAGCGAAGUGAGAAUUUGGAGUUUGAGCAAGAGAAAGGCGUUAGCUAGCGUUUGCGUCUGUGAUUUUUAUGAAGAACUUGAAGCCAAUAGAUCGUGGUCACACGUAGAGGCUCCGGGAGAUCGCUACCGGCCAGGAGUGUGGAUGCUGACAUACUCUCCUGAUGGAAAUUCACUGGCUGUGGCUUCAUCUUGUGGCACGGUUUAUCUUUUGCAAAGCGAAACGCUGGAGUUAAAGGUGGCGCUUAAGGGUCACGAAGGAGAUGUUUACCACUGUGUUUACAGUCCACGAUGCAGUGAUGUCUUGCUCUCUAGUUCAAAGGAUGGGACUGUGAGGAUCUGGGAUACUGUGUCUGCUACAUGUAAGCGUGUUUAUGAAACGGGAUUUCCCGUCAAAUGCUGUACAUUGUCCAAUGAUGGGAGCAUGCUGGCUGCAGCUGGUGACACAGCCCAAGUGGCUUUGCUAAAUCCUGAAAAUGGUAGCACACUGUUUACACUUGAUCUGGAAGAUGCUGCUUUUAGCAAUUCGGUUUCUUCGUUGGUCUUCACAAGGACCGACCUUCAGUUAGCUGCAUCAUACGGUGACAAAAAAGUUCGAAUAUGGCAACUACCUCGACGUCUCAGUCUAGCUCAUACAGUUCGUCUUUAUGUAAGAAAAAUUGUUCCUGAUGAGAAAAUCAAGUUGUUGCCACUGCCACUUGCUCUGAGGAUGUACCUCAUGUACAAAUUUGAUUCAUUGAGCCAUUGAAGUAUAGUAAUAAGCAGGAACAGCUGUGAUUCGUAUGUGUUGAGACUACAUAGAUUUGAAGUGCAAUGUUGCACCUGGUUUUGAUUUUUAUAUGGAUAUCAUAUGUAUGGGCCUAAUUGUACAGAAAGGAUCUGACGGUCAGUCUUUGUGAAGAUUAGAGACUGGGAUAGACUCUUUAGUUUUUUAGCCACUUUUUGUCUUUCAUGUUUGUAGGAACUAAAUUUUUUUAAUGUAACAAACUAUUUAAUAUUAAUCGUAAACUAUGAUGUUUCCUUGCUCAUUGAGG